AUGUCCGAUGAAAGGAGAAAAACUAAUAAGCAUUGCACAGGAACUGUUCCAAAAGCAAAAUAUCGUAAUAAUACGGGCUAUUCAGUGAAUCAGCGUGAAAGUUCGGGAAGCCUGACAAAUAAUCUGGCGUCAGAUUUGCAUCAUUCUGACCAUCAAAACUUCAUUAGAAACCCUAGAAGAAACCCAAGGAAUAAUUAUUUUCCAAUGGACACAACGGUGGAUGAAAAUCAAGCAAAUGGUCAACUAACUCCAAACUCCUCGUGUGAUUCAAGAAGAAACUCAUCCACAUUAAAAUGUGAUAAUGUCACAAAAUAUCCAGACAAAAAACAAAUUGAAGACAAACUUUCACAAAUUCGGGAGUAUUUACGUAUAACAUCAUCCCUUAUGGCCACUAUGAAAAACACUGAAGAGCAGUUAACAAAUUUUUCAUUGGGUUCACCGCAGGAUGACACUGAAGUAGAAAGUGUGAUUAGAAUGAAUAAAGAUUUAAAAGAUAGUGAAGCAAAGUUAUUAGAUAUACUAGAAAGUAUGGAAAGGGAGGAAAAUUCAGGGGUGCAGAUUGUCGAAGUAAACGGCAGAGACAAUGUCUCGGAACCGAGCACGAGCUCUAGAAACAACGACAAUUCGGAAAGACAGGAAUUCGAUGCGAUCAGGGAGGAACAAAUGAUGCUGCUGAAGCUGCAGCAAAGCGCGGAAAAUAAGCUGCGAGACGCGAGACUUGCUCAAGAAAAACUACGGAUGGCUCAAGUCGGUAACGAAGUAAAAAACUCGGCCAACAAGAAGCGCGAGUGCGUGAGCGAAGAAGACUUCGACGAGGCCAUCAAAGAGCUGGAGGAGCGCGCCAAAAGACUCAACGAACCGCGAGUCCCGAACUCGCAAUUCCAGGACAAGUUCAUACAGGACGUCGACGCGCUGCAGAGCCAAAUAAUGAUCAUGCACGACGCGAACGAAGAGAGAUCGCAGCUGAUUGAGGUUUUGGACAAUAGAGAUCAGGAGUUGAGGUCGCAACACGUCGAGUUGCAAAAUAAGUUGCAGGAUUUGCAAAACAAAAAGCAACAGGUUGAUUUGUUGGUCGCGCAGAUGCAGAGCUUCGACGGUCCGGAGGUCGAAGACGACGUGGGCGGGCAAGUGCGGAAGAUAGUGUCGAUGAAGGACCAGCUGAACAAGCUCAAGGACAUGCUGGAAAUAGUGAAAACGACCGAGAAUGUCGUUCAAAACUCCAACGACUCUCAAGAAGCGAACGAGUUGGCGUGCGACGUUUGCACGAAGGCGGAAAAUUUCUUGCAGAACGACUUCCGCAACGUCAAGGCCAGACCCAACCCGCAAAACGACAGCAACAUGCUGCGGUACGACAACAACACCAACGAAAACAGGCAGAAGCAAGUCAACAAGAACACCAGGGAGCAGCAGAGUAGGGGGGGCAAGUCCAGGACCACCAGCAUUAACGAGUUGGAGGCCAAGAAACGGGAGCUUGAAGAUCUCAUGGGGAAACACAAAGCUGGAACAUCAAAUUUAAACCACGACAUCGGGGCUGACACGAAAUCGGACUUCAGUUGCAAUAACUCUAUAAAUGAGGGUGUAUGGGUACCUUUAUCGCACCUACCCAGCCAAUCAAUGUCCAGCAACCAUCUGUCAAGCGACGAAUGUCAAGACGACGUGAACGAAUACUCGGAAAUCCCGGAAAACCUUCACCACUUGUCGCAUCAUCAGCCGGCUUUUUACCCGAUGCCGAACCAACCGAGGGUGGAUUACCCGCCCUCGAAUUACGAGGCGACCAGGCGAGUGCAGUCGGGCACGCCCGAACGCAACGUUCGGGGCAGCUCGGCCAGCACCUCCACCGUAUACGCGAGGGAGAGACCGCGCACCAACAACGAGCAGCGAGGCAACAAGUCUCAGAUAAACAAACAACUGCAACUCAUUAAGAGCGUUUGCGAAUCGAUGCUGGAACAGCAAACCCCCAACAACAACAACCAGCAACAGCUGCACCAACAGCAACCCACGGUGCAGCUGCGCAACAACCUCACCCCCUCCCCUCUGUACUCGGAGCCGCGGCGCUACGCGUCCCCUCUCGCCGCGGUGACCAACGUGGCAACGGCGCCGGCGCUCGAGGCGCAUCCUCCCUGGACCAACCAGCACCACCAAGAGUUGAACAACUAUCAGGGUUGGCUGGCCACGAACACGCUGCAGACGCAGUCGUUCAUGCUCAACACGCUCAACCAGUGUUGCCAGAUGCUGUGGCUGCAGCAGCGCGAGCUGCACAGCCUGAGGAACACGGUGGCUGCGCUUCAGGACAGGGUGGAUGGCUCAUCAGACACCCUCCCCCCUCUAAACAACCCAAACCCGCCGCCCCCCAAUCCCUACCGCCCGCAGACCCAACCCCCUAAAAUAAACCACGUCGCCGCCGCAUGCUCCCUCCCCAACCUCAACCAGUACAACGCCCACCCCCAGCAGCCGCAGCAACCGCCGCCCCCUCCGCCCUCCAACCUCGACCUGACCUACGUCAACCAGGGCGGCGGCUCGGCGGCGGCGCCGCGCUUGCUAGACCCCGCGUGCGCGAAUAACUCCGCUAACCUAAACUUGCAUCACCACCACCACGACAACGCCGCAAUGCAUCCCAAUAACUCCCAACCUAACAGCGUUGUUAACCAUGCGCAGUUGCCAGGUCAGCUGUGGAACGGCCCGGCUCUGAACAAUCAGGUGCCGCCUGGCAACAGGGCCAACAAUUAUUGGGACAAUUUUCGCAGUUACUCGCGUCAAAACCUACUCUCCACGAAGAACAACGAGGUGCCGCCCUCUGGUAUGGAUCGCUCGAACUCGUCGAGCGACCGUACCAACCCCUUCACUCUAAUGGCCCUGAGCAAAAGCAACUCCGAACACGAAUCCACCAGCACUUCGCAAGAAAAUACCCCUCAAAGACGUCUGCCGUUCAGACACAACGAAACGAACGCGGCGGCCAUCCAGCCGGACGUGUUGAACGUCAACAAUCACAGCCACGCGGGCAAAUUCGGCGAGCAUUCGGACUUGACGGCGACUGCGACGUCGGACAACCUCGACGACCUGCAGCUGAGCUUUCAGAUGCUGUUGAGCAGCUACCACGACGAGGGCGGCUCGAACCACUCGAACGUGUCCGAGGAGCGGACGAGCGGCUCCGAGCGCGCCCGACUGCGCAACGAGUGGAGCGACGACCCGCAAGUCGAGACGCCGCAAAAGUCUAAAUUGUUCGACGAGCUCAGAGAAAACGUUUACAAGGAAGUGGCGUCGCUCAUUUCGGCCAAUGAGGCGCGACCUCAUUUUCUAAUACAGCUGUUCAGAGAUCUGCAAAUGAUCGGAUCGGAUUCGCUGCGCACCAAAAUUCUGCAGUCGAUACAAAACACCAUCACUCAUUCCUUGGUCAGUUCGCAAAAUUUAAACCGACCGAGUACUGAAUCUCACUCAAUGAGUACGGAAAAUAGAUCUGAUUUUCAACCGAAUUCCGUACUGUGGACGAAACCAAGGAAAAAUUCCACUCAAAGAAAUCUUAUAAACAUGGAACACGUAGAAAAUGAUAUUCAAACGGCUUUCAAGGGGGUUGUGCAAUUUUUGAACGAAAAUAACGAAAACGUUAUCGAUCAGGAUUUUAUUAAUUCUUUCAAAAAAAAUUUGUUAGAGUCCGAAUCGUUCCAGGAGAUUUUGUCCGAUAGUGUUUUUCAGAAACACUUUUCGAACAUUUUGAACGAAGUUUUGGGACAAUACACUGGCAAAAAACUUUCAGAUGUCAGAGUGGCUCUUCUGCAAAACCUGGGCGAUUUUUUACGCGGGGAGCUUUCUUUUAUUCAAUUAAUACAGGAAACUAGUCCGGAAAAUUGCCAAGCGAACGUUUCCAACGACAAUGCAAAUGUUCAUUUUAAGUCGCCGUUGUUCGAGCUUCAGAAUAAUAACAGCAACAGCCCGCAGCUUCACAAUGGGGAUCUGGCUGAAGCUGAUCAAAGUAGAGGGGAGGAGGACGAUGCCGAAGAAGAGGGGGCUGUAGGGGGGUACUUGGAGUUGCCCCACGAAAAUGGAGAUUUCCAUAUUGUGCAGUGUAUUUCCGAUGAAAUUGACGUUCCAACUAUAGACUUUGCAAAUAAUGCUGAAGGAUUGGACCAAGUUCCAACUAGGUUACCUACUAGUGUUAGGUCAAGGUCUACAACCCCUAAUAAAGAUUCUAGAGAUGGAGAAAAUUUUUAA
Molecule: messenger RNA, 4206 nt
Organism: Brassicogethes aeneus
Lineage: Eukaryota; Metazoa; Arthropoda; Insecta; Coleoptera; Nitidulidae
Source: the annotation of a GenBank genome assembly